AUGAAAGAGCUGGUUACAAAGAAAAGGAGCUUGGACUAUGAAAUGAUUGAGCUGCCCCAUAGUGGCAGUGCAUUUAUGACAAAUGAUUCAAUCACUAAGAGAGAAGAUCCUGGGGCAUUCAUAAUCCCGUGGACAAUUGGAAUGCUCCAAUUCACUAAGGCUUUGUGUGAUUUAGGAGCAAGCAUUAACUUGAUGCCCUAUGCAAUAUACAAGCAACUUGGUUUGGGUGAACCAAAGGCAACCACAAUGAGACUCCUUAUGGCUGAUAGAUCAAUCAAGCACCCAGUGGGGAUACUCUAUGUCAUAUUGGUAAAAGUAGAUCGGUUCAUCUUUUUAGUUGAUUUUGUGAUUCUAGAUUAUGAGAUCGAUGCUGACAUCCCCAUCAUUUUGGGAAGGCCAUUCUUAGCUACCGGGAGAGCAUUGGUGGAUGUUGAAAGCGGGAAAUUGAUGUUCUGUGUAAACAAUAAUGAGGUGACCUUUAAUAUCUGUAGAUCCAUGAAGAAAUCAAGUAAUAUCCAUGUGUUGUCUACUGAGAAUGUGAUAGAUGAGGUAGUGGCAAGUGUGAGCCAUUUAAUGCGCAAGAAUGAACCCCUUGAAUUUGUACUUGCCAAUGAUGAUGAAUCCGAAGUUCAAGGCUAUGAGGAAGUGGUAGCCACCUUAUCAGGGUUAGGAGUAAACUCAAGGAAUCCAAUCAAGUUGGAUAUUGACCUGAAAAACAAAGAAAAUCCUCCUGCAAAGCCAUCAACAGAAGAACCACCGAAUCUGGAGUUAAAAGACCUACCCUCUCAUCUCAAAUAUGCCUUCUUAGGAGCUAAUAAUACUUUACUAGUGAUUAUCGUAGCCGAUUUGCUUGAAAGGCAGGUGCAAUUGCUCAUUGAAGUACUGUGGAAGCUAAUAAAAGCGAUUGGAUGGACAAUAGUCGAUACAGUAGGAAUUCCUCCUGGCAUCUGCACUCACAAGAUUCGGCUUGAUAGUGAAUGUAAACUGAGUGUGGAGCAUCAACGGAGAUUGAACCCUCCAAUGCAAGAGGUGGUAAAAAAGGAGAUCAUCAAGUGGCUAGAUGCGGGAGUGAUCUACCCUAUUGCGGAUACUAAGUGGGUAAGUUCGGUGCAAUGUGUAUCGAAAAAAGGAGGUAUAAUCGUAGUCCCAAAUGCAAAAGGGGGACUUGUGCCGACAAGACCAGUCAGGUGGAGAGUAUGCAUGGAUUAUCGAAAGCUUAACUCAUGGAUCGAGAUGCUUGACCGGUUAUCAGAAAGGGGGUGGUAUUGCUUUUUAGAUGGGUAUUCCGGUUACGAUCAAAUCACUAUUGCACCGGAAGACCAAGAGAAAACCAUUUUUACCUACCCUUAUGGAACAUUUGCAUUCAAAAGAAUGCCAUUCAGGUUGUGUAAUGCCCCGACAACAUUCCAGCAUUCCAUGUUAUCUAUUUUUACGGAUAUGGUCAAAGACACUAUGGAGGUAUUCAUGGAUGACUUCUUAGUUGUACGGGACACAUUUGAGGAAUGCUUGAAACACUUAGGACAAGUGCUCCAAAGAUGUAUGGAUACAAAUCUGUGUUUGAAGGAGAAACUAAUAUCCACCCUGAUUAUCAUCAACCCUAAUUGGUCCGAAUCUUUUGAACUAAUGUGUGAUGCUAGCGGUAUGGCAUUGGGGGUCGUGUUGGGGCAGAAGCGCAACAAAUUAUUUCACCCAAUUUAUUACGCAAGCAAGACUCUGAAUAGUGCCCAGCCAAAUUAUACGGUCACUGAACAAGAAUUGCUUGCAGUAGUAUAUGCAUUUGAAAAGUUCCGGGCAUACUUACUAGGCACCAAAGUAAUCCUACAUACCGAUCAUACUGCACUCCGUUAUUUGCUGGCCAAGAAAGAUGCAAAACCACAAUUGAUAAGGUGGAUACUAUUGUUACAAGAAUUUGAUUUUGAGGUAAAAGAUCGUAAAGGAUGCGAAAAUCAAGUGGCUAAUCAUUUAUCAAGGUUCGAAGUAAGGGAAAAUGUUGAGCAUGAGGCCGACAUAGACGACUUAUUCCCCGAUGAACAGGUGUUUGCAAUAUAUUUCAAACAUACGCCAUGGUAUGCAGAUUUUGCAAAUUACAUUAGGUGUGGGCUGAUACCGGAUGAGUUGACUUUUUACCAACGUAAGAGGUUCAUGUUUGAUGUUAAAAUGUAUAUUUGGGAUGAACCAUACUUAUUCCGAGAGUGUGCGGACUAUGUCAUUAGAAGGUGCAUUACAGAAGAAGAAGCGGUCGAAAUUCUUCAUGCUUGCCAUACAUCUCCAGUGGGAGGUCACCAUGGUGGUAUUCGCACUGCCCCUAAAGUUCUAUAG
Molecule: messenger RNA, 2319 nt
Organism: Solanum verrucosum
Lineage: Eukaryota; Viridiplantae; Streptophyta; Magnoliopsida; Solanales; Solanaceae
Exons: 2
Coding region: 1-2319 (772 amino acids)
Source: RefSeq, a predicted model, not a curated record